AUGAAGCGCUUCUCCAUCCCCGAUCCGCGCCAGCUGCUCAGCGUGCGGACGCGCUUCUCCUACGAAAAGCUGCCCGGCGGAGACAGCCAGAGCAACUCACCACUCUUCUCGUCUCUCCCGGCGAAAUGGCGCCAAGACCCUCGCCAGUGGCGCUUUGGGUGGCCUCGCGUGACCCUCACGCGCAUUGUUGGACUCCUCAUUGUGAUCGUGCUGGUAGCCACUUCGACUGGAAUUGGUCUCUACAGGACACAUCUGCGCCAUGAAGAGGAGAGGAGGAGAGGACUGCGCCAUCCGUACCAUUGGGAGAGCUUCCCUCGACUCAAUGGCUUCUACAGCGGCAUCUACAAUCUCGUCCCGCCCUCCGACUUGGUCCCUGAGCAGGCGGUCGUGAGAAAUGCUACAGCCUACAAGGUUGCAGCGCCAAAGUACACCCCGCCCGCCAUCAAGGAGCCUCCGCUGGAUCCCGAGAUCUUCAACCCCUACCCCGAUUACAAAUCUCUGGACUAUCUCGAGACGCACAGCCCCGUGCAGCCGUGCUUCUUGGACGAGGAGAAGAAGGUCGAGCUUCCAGAUGUCUACGUCUACCCGGGAAUACCACAGAACAUGACAGACCCCUCCUUCGGAUCCUACAAGGAGCUCGGAUUGAAUAGCAAGGUCUGCUAUGAUCGAUUUUCCCGCUACGCAACGUACGGCUACGGCUUCUCCAAGGAAGAGGGUGGACUCGGCAUGUCGGGCAAGUCCGAGGCUGUAGGCGCCGACAAAAUUUGGCGUCUGGAGAAGAAGGUGGACUACAGGAACGUCAAGUGGGCGAAGGCGCAGCAAACGUGUUAUGAGAAGAACAAGAUCCGUUUUGACAAGACCGCGGUCAAUGCCGAGGGUCAAAAGCCUGAUCAAAGCAAGAAGACGCUUCCCCGACACGCCUACAUUCUGCGGACUUGGACGGGCUACAAGUGGACAGACUAUCAAAUGCUAGCUCUGCGUGCCAUGAUCAGCGAGCUCAGUCUCAAAUCUGGCGGCGAGUACGAUAUCCACUUCCUCGUCCAUGUCAAGGACGACAGUAUACCAAUCUGGGCGUCCGACGAGGUAUAUCAGAAGACAUUGCAGGACAAUGUUCCCGAAGAAUUCUGGGGCAUGGCAACGCUGUGGUCUGAGCAGCAGAUGAAGAUGUUCUACCCAGAGCCGUUCCCAGACAACGUCUUCAACCAUGCCAAAGCCCCAAUCCACUCCGUAUAUCGCAGCGCACAUUUUGCUCUCCAGUGGUUCUCUCAAUUCCGCCCCGAGUACGACUUCUACUGGAACUGGGAAAUGGAUCUCCGGUACACUGGUCACUAUUACGAGUUCAACACCCAAGUCGGCGAAUGGGCCAAGCGACAACCCCGUAAGGGCAUCUGGGAGCGUAAUUCCCGCUACUUCAUUCCGGACCUCCACGGAUCCUGGCAGAAUUUCACCGAGCUCGUCGAGGAAGAAGUUCUCCAGUCAGAGGAAGAGCCAGUCUGGGGACCACCAGAGUUCGAGAACCGGGGAAUGAUUGCUCCGCCCGAGGACAGCCAGCCUCCUAGAAAUUACUCCCAGGACAACUACGAAUGGGGUGUGGGCGAGGAUGCCGAUCUGAUCACGUUCAAUCCAAUCUUCGACCCCGCCAAGACGAAUUGGGUUUUCCGAGAGGACGUUACAGGGUACGACCUCAACAUGCCAAUUCCGCCCCGCCGAUGUGCAAUCAUUACUGUAUCGCGUCUUUCUAAGCGUCUUCUUGAUAUUAUGCACAAAGAGACGUACCAUAUGCGACAUCACAUGUUCCCUGAAAUGUGGCCUCCGAGUGUCGCAUUCCACCACGGCCUCAAAGCUGUUUACGCACCGCAUGCUGUAUAUUUCGACCGCAACUGGCCACUUGAAACCCUCGAUAAGACCUUCAACUACCCACCUGUACCCGAAGAGAGUGUCUUUGGCUGGGGGGAACACAACCAGCUUGGCAGCAGCUUCUACUACAACUCGGGAUUCUCUUCUGCCCUUUGGAGACGCUGGCUGGGCUCGAAAGAGAACCAAGAAGGCGGUAAUGCGGAAGAAAUGGCCGAUGCUGGACGCAUGUGCCUUCGCCCUAUCCUCUUCCAUCCCAUCAAGAAGGAGUAUGGCACCGAAGCUGACCAGGGACCGCCAUGA
Mytilinidion resinicola is the source of this 2157-nucleotide messenger RNA. RefSeq lists its product as uncharacterized. The transcript is spliced from 2 exons. Lineage: Eukaryota; Fungi; Ascomycota; Dothideomycetes; Mytilinidiales; Mytilinidiaceae. The record is from RefSeq and is a predicted model, not a curated record. The coding region runs from base 1 to 2157 and encodes 718 amino acids.